AUGCGGACCCACACCGAGGUCCCAGACAGGAUCCACCAGUGUAAUAUGUGUCCCAAGCGGUUCUUUAAGAUCACCCACCUGAAGCGCCACAUCAUGACUCACACCAAGGUCCGAAUGUACAAGUGUGAAAUCUGUCCUAGGUCGUACAAAGACAAGGACACUCUGAGGAAGCACAUCAAAUUCUGUCACCCGCCUGAGGGAGAUGAAGUGGAGGAAUUCCAGUGUGAACACUGUGACAGAAAGUUCUACAACAAGGGGCAUCUGAAGAGGCACAUGGUCAAACACACAGGAGAGAGACCGUUUGUUUGUCCACAUUGCCAGAAAGGCUUUGGGGAGAAAAAGAGUCUGGAAAAUCACAUUAGAAUUCACACAGGUGAGAGACCUUACGAAUGUCAGGAUUGUGGGAAGCGUUUUAUUCAGCUGUCUCAUCUCAGACGACACAAGUAUCUCCACACCCAGGUGAGCUUUUACCUCUGCUCAUAG
Ostrea edulis (European flat oyster) is the source of this 483-nucleotide messenger RNA. RefSeq names its product zinc finger protein 25-like. Gene Ontology annotation, biological process: regulation of transcription by RNA polymerase II. The coding region runs from base 1 to 483 and encodes 160 amino acids. NCBI's taxonomy places the organism in Eukaryota, Metazoa, Mollusca, Bivalvia, Ostreida, Ostreidae. Gene Ontology annotation, molecular function: DNA-binding transcription factor activity; RNA polymerase II cis-regulatory region sequence-specific DNA binding. The transcript is spliced from 4 exons. The record is from RefSeq and is a predicted model, not a curated record.